Asparagus officinalis (garden asparagus) is the source of this 1818-nucleotide messenger RNA. Its product is annotated as zinc finger MYM-type protein 1-like. The transcript is spliced from 3 exons. The coding region runs from base 1 to 1818 and encodes 605 amino acids. Lineage: Eukaryota; Viridiplantae; Streptophyta; Magnoliopsida; Asparagales; Asparagaceae. The record is from RefSeq and is a predicted model, not a curated record.
AUGAAUAUUGAAGAACCUGCAGAAGAUGAUAGAAACAUUGAGGAACCUGCUCAACUUAGGAUUGAGAGUGUCAAUGAAAACAUGAAUGUUGACAAUCCAGCAAACUGGGGCAAUAUUGAUAAAAAAUUGAGAGAUCUUUUAGUAGAAAGAGGACCCAAAAGAGUUGUUAUUAAUUUUCCUAGAGAUAUUGAAGGCAGACAUUUCUCUUCCGCUCAUUACACUCGACAAUGGUUAAAUGGAGAGAAACAUGAUAGGAGAUGGCUAAUAUAUUCAACUUCUUUGAAUGCGGUAUUUUGCUUUUGUUGCAAAUUAUUUAGAAAAGAUGGAAACAAGAAUCAAAUGGGUUCUUUGGUUAAUGAAGGAUUUAAAAAUUGGAAGAAUCUUAGUCAUAGACUUCAAAGUCAUGAAGGGAGUAGUGAUCACAUAAGUUGCAUGAGAAGUUGGAUUGAAUUGGAAAUGAGAUUGCGUAAUAUUAAAAUAAUUGAUAAAAGUGUGCAAGAAAUAUUAAACAAAGAGAGAGAAUAUUGGAGACAAGUAUUAUUAAGAAUAGUUGUUAUUGUAAAAACACUUGCUAAAAACGGUUUAGCAUUUCGCGGGGAUAAUGAGAAGAUUUAUCAAGAGAACAAUGGAAACUUUUUAAGUUUAAUUGAAAUGAUUGCCGAAUUUGAUCCGGUAAUGAAAGUGCAUAUUCGACGUUAUCAAAGUGGUGAAUCUCAUAAGUAUUAUCUCAGUCAUAAAAUUCAAAAUAAACUGAUAGGAAUGUUAGCGGGAGAGAUCAAACAUACAAUGAUCAAAAUAAUCAAAGAAGCGAAAUAUUUUGCUGUUAUACUAGAUUUUACUCCAGAUAUAAGCCAUGAAGAACAAAUGACUCUUAUAAUAAGAUGUGUGGAUGUUUCAGAAAGUCCAGUAAAGGUAGAAGAGUUCUUUCUAGAAUUUCUUAAGGCCGACGACACGUCAGGACUGGGACUUUUUAGUGAACUUGAAGAUGUAUUGAAGAUUCUGGAACUUGACAUUUCUAAUGUAAGAGGACAAGGGUAUGACAAUGGAUCUAAUAUGAAAGGAAAAAAUAAAGGUGUGCAGAAAAGACACCUCGAAGUAAAUCCUAGAGCAUUCUACACUCCAUAUGGUUGCCAUAGUCUUAACCUCGUACUUUGCGAUAUGGCAAACUCUUGUCCGAAAGCUAUAUCUUUUUUUGGAGUGAUACAACGUUUAUAUACUUUGUUUUCAUCUUCUACUAAGCGGUGGGAUAUUUUCAAAGAACAUGUUUCUGGUCUCACACUUAAGCCAUUGUCACAAACACGGUGGGAAAGUUAUGUUGAAAGUGUAAGAGCAGUAAGAUUUCAAGCUAUAGAAAUAAGAAAUGCUUUAAUUCACUUGGCAAGUAUCGAUGGAGAUCCAAAAAUAAAGAGUGAAGCUGAGUCCUUAGCAACAAAUGAAAUUGAGAAUUUUGAGUUCUUAUUGGGUAUGAUUUACAGAGAAAAUGGAUUUAAGGAGGCCAUUACUGAAGCUAAAAAGGUUGCAUCUGAAAUAGAAAUUGAAGCUGUAUUUCGUGAAAAGCGUAUCAUUCGCAGGAAGAGGCAAUUUGAUGAAAGUGCUACUGAAGAGACAAUAUUAUCUCCUGAAGAAUCAUUUAGAGUUAAAUACUUUCUAUAUAUAGUGGAUCAAGCUAUUUCUUCUUUUAAGAGUAGGUUUGAACAAUUUUGGUAUUAUGGUUGCCUCUGCAGAAAGAAGCUUUUCAAAGUUAAAAUUGAUCAAAUCUUAUCUUCGAUCAACUAUGUCACAAGAAAGAUUGAAUGGCUUAGCUAUAUUGUCAAUUGA